GAGAUGGAAUUCGACUGCGAGCAACUCAGGCGGCUCCUGGGCAAGUACAAAUUCAGGGAUCUAACAUUGGAAGAACUAAGGAAUGUUGAUAAGUCUUUCCCACAUUUCAAAUAUUCCAUAGAUACCUAUGUUUUCAAAGAUAGUUCUCAGAAAGAUUUGCUGAAUGCCACGGGUACUGUUCCUGUGAUAUAUCAAGGUAUUACCUAUAACAUACCAAUUCGUUUGUGGAUUUUGGAUUCUCAUCCUUUUGCACCUCCUAUUUGCUUCUUAAAGCCAACUGCAAAUAUGGGAAUCUCAGUUGGAAAACACGUGGAUGCUCAAGGCAGAAUAUACUUGCCUUAUCUGCAAAACUGGAGCCAUCCUAAAUCUGUCAUUGUCGGAUUAAUCAAAGAAAUGAUUGCCAAGUUUCAAGAAGAACUUCCCUUGUAUUCCUUGUCAUCAUCCAACGAGGCUCAACAGGUUGACUUGCUAGCUUAUAUUGCAAAAAUCACUGAAGGUGUCUCAGACAUAAAUUCAAAGAACUGGGAAAAUUAUGAGAAUAAAGGAAUUAAUAAAAUUACUGUGGUUGGAGGUGGAGAACUGGGAAUUGCCUGUACAUUAGCAAUUUCUGCAAAGGGCAUUGCAGACAAAAUUGUCCUCUUAGACCUCUCAGAAGAGACUAAACGAGGAAUGAUGGACCUUGACAUCUUCAACCUGCCUAAAGUGGAGAUCAGCAAAGAUUUGUCUGCCUCUGCUCAUUCCAAGGUGGUGAUCUUCACAGUCAAUUCUUUGGGGAGUUCUCAGUCCUACCUGGAUGUGGUACAGAGCAAUGUGGAUAUGUUCCGAGCCCUUGUCCCCGCUCUGGCACACUAUAGUCAACACAGUGUCCUGCUUGUGGCAUCUCAACCAGUGGAAGUCAUGACCUAUGUAACAUGGAAACUGAGUGCCUUCUCCACAAGUCGCGUGAUUGGAAUUGGAUGCAAUCUGGAUUCACAGAGAUUACAAUAUAUCAUUUCAAAUGUUUUGAAGGCACAGACUUCAAAAAAUGAAGUAUGGGUUAUUGGUGAGCAAGGAGAAGAUAAAGUGCCCAUAUGGGGUAGCCAAGAUGUAAUGAGUCUUAAUUCUCAGGUGCAGUUGUCCAACAGAGCCAUGGAACUGCUAAGGGUAAAAGGCCAAAGAUCCUGGUCUGUUGGACUAUCUGUAGCUGACUUGGUUGACAGUAUUGUAAACAAUAAAAAGAAAGUACAUUCUGUAUCAGUCUUAGCAAAGGGACAUUAUAAUAUAAAUAAUGAAGUGUUUUUAAGUUUGCCUUGCAUUCUUGGAGCCAGUGGGGUAUGUGAAGUCAUGCAAACCACAGCCAAAGAAGAUACAAUAACUGAGAAACUUCAAAGCAGCGCUUCAUCCAUCCAUGGUCUCCAACAGCAGUUAAAAGUCUGAUUCUUAAA
This is a messenger RNA of Suncus etruscus (white-toothed pygmy shrew), 1424 nucleotides long. It is a transcript of the gene UEVLD, whose product is annotated as UEV and lactate/malate dehyrogenase domains. Gene Ontology annotation, cellular component: ESCRT I complex. The record is from RefSeq and is a predicted model, not a curated record. Gene Ontology annotation, molecular function: oxidoreductase activity, acting on the CH-OH group of donors, NAD or NADP as acceptor; ubiquitin binding. Lineage: Eukaryota; Metazoa; Chordata; Mammalia; Eulipotyphla; Soricidae. Gene Ontology annotation, biological process: protein transport; carboxylic acid metabolic process; endosome to lysosome transport. Bases 4 to 1416 code for a protein of 470 amino acids. The transcript is spliced from 12 exons.